Colossoma macropomum (tambaqui) is the source of this 8635-nucleotide messenger RNA. It is a transcript of the gene ccser2b, whose product is annotated as coiled-coil serine-rich protein 2b. Lineage: Eukaryota; Metazoa; Chordata; Actinopteri; Characiformes; Serrasalmidae. Bases 468 to 3374 code for a protein of 968 amino acids. Gene Ontology annotation, biological process: microtubule bundle formation. The transcript has 11 exons. Gene Ontology annotation, cellular component: microtubule cytoskeleton. Gene Ontology annotation, molecular function: microtubule binding. The record is from RefSeq and is a predicted model, not a curated record.
UGUGUUGUGUUUUAUCUGUAUCAGCUGUGAUUCGGUUUCAGCAGCUGCCGCUUCGGUCUUCGCUAACAUGGCUGUUUAUUGAUUAAUGUUGACAAAUAUUGUCGAUUACUGGGUGUCGUGUCGGUGUUUAUCCCGGAUCCGGGUUAAAAUCAGAUGUUUUUGACCGGAGGAGAGCGCGGAGUGUGAGUGAGUGAGCAGCGAGGACUCGCCGGGUAGCGGCGCGGAGUAUUGCUGGGAGCGCAGCCGGGCUCGGGCUCGCUGUCGGCGGUGUGAGGGAGAGGCUGCGCUCGGUCUGCGGUUAGCUCCGGAGCUAAGGCGGUUUAGCAGCGUCACCUUCACUGCAGAUACGCUGAUCAGCAGGAUUUAUUGGAAGUCUCGCUGCUGCCGCUGUGGCUCUGAUUCGAUCAGUUGAUGGACUGAGUUAAGUUCUACCCCUGUGCUCAGACCCAUGGUGGGAGAGGUGGCCGAUGGAAGACACGGCCCUCAAGCAGCCCACCAUGGUCUCCAGACUGCCCAAGUUUGGCUCUCGUGCUCCGGCAGCUGCCAACCCCCUCCCCAACGGUUCUGCCCUGCCUGUUUCCUCUGGAGGGGGUAAAGGGGCAGCUGUAGGAAAGCAGAAUGGGGUCAUUCGACUUCCUUCUUCCCUCUCUGUGAAGUGGAAGAAGGGAAAGGGGGACGGUGAAGAGAAGGUAACGGAUGAUGAUCCUCGUGUGGGCCUCCAAUCCCAGCAGCAGCCGCGCUCUGCAGUCAUGGUUAGAGAGAUCGGGAAGCCCUCUGUUGUCCCGGUGGGUAAGGCCAGACGUUCCAUCCCUACUGUGACCAACACCAGCCCGAGGACCAUCCCUCAGACCACCAGGGCCAAUCAACGCACAGCUGCACCCAAACAACCCUCCCCAAGCCAGCCGCUGUAUGGCCGUAGGGCUGGUGUGAACGGGGUCGGCUCAGGCCUUCCGAAACCUGGCUUGGGCUCCUCCUCGUCCCCACUGUCCCAGUCCAGCGACAGCCUCAAGUCCAUCUCGGUGGAGAAUGUGGUGCGUUCCCAGAGCUUUAGCUAUUUGAAGAGCUCUACUACCACUGCGAGUCCACCCUUGACCCGCUCCUUUUCCUUUAACCGGGCAGCGGAGUUGGCGAAGGAGCUGCCUAGGCCUCUGGCACAGUCCCCGCUGGCCAGGUCUCCGGUCACUCAGCCGUCUCUGGUGUUAGCUAGUGAGAGAGGAGCCAAGCCUACAAUAACAAGUACAAGCUGCCCCUUACCACCCACGGCCCUAAAGAAAUCACUUCUGCCCAGCUGCUCCGGCAGCAAGCCUUCAGCGAUUAGCUACAAGCUGAUGCGGCCAUCCCUCAUGAAGCAACCCCGCACAGAUCAGCCAGGGAAGGUCCAGGUGAAAGUGGAGCGGGAUGAGGACCCUCAAGAAACAGCUCCACCUACAAUUGAACUAUCCAGCACCACAGAAAGUCCUGGAACCACUCCAGAUGAAGCCAAGGAUACUGAUGUCAUCCAGUGUCUGUCCCUGGAGGUCCCAGAGGACAUGUCUCUGUCCUCCACCUCUUCUUUGGAGCGCAAUGACGUGAGCGAAGAGUACAUGGACGACUUCGAUGACCUGGGCAAUGGGUGUGGGAUCCAGCUGCUGCCAGCCCAUGAGGGAGGAAACGACCAGUCCAGACUCUGUGAUGAUGACAAUGCUGUCGUCAGUCAGUGUCAGGAUGGGUCGUCAGUGACCAGUCUGCACAGUUUCCUGUCCGAGUCAGUAGACUGGGCAGAAAUGGGCCUCACAGGUGGCCGAGAAGGGUUGGACGCCUCUCCUCACCAUGUGCCUCGGAAGAUGUCUGCAGGAGGAGAUUUGCCACACGGCUCUUCGCUGGACCUCUCCCCCUCGGACAGCUCCGGCGGGACCUACAUGUGGGACGAGGAGGUUCUGGAGCCGCUGGGAGGAGCCACGCACGGCUGCGGGAGCUACGACUCUGACCUCAACAGCAUGGACAUUCUCAACAACUUGGAGAACUUGGAGUCAUGUGAUCUGGAGGAUGAUGACCUCAUGCUGGACGUGGACCUGCCUGAAGAUUUGUCCCUCCACAGCGAUGAGCGUUCAGAGAGGGGCUACUGGGCGGGACAGUGGAGGCGACGACAGCAAUGCUGGGGGAGGCCGGAGCAGCACCACAACAACAACAGAGGUGGCGUUCUGCAGGCGUUUGACGACUGUCACCUGCCGGGCCUGGGGAGGCGAGGGUCAGGACAUACGUCUCUGGAUGAGCUGAUGCUGAAGCACAUGGCCCAGGACUGCUCAUCUGUCAAAGAGCAGCUGCUACAGCUGAGGAGACUGUUGCAGAUUGAAGAGGAUGGAUCAGUUGAUGGGUCCACGGAGUUAGACUACAGUCCGUCCUCGGAAGAUCCGGGCUGCCAACAGCAAGUGGAGGAGCUGUUGAAGGAGGUGCAGAAGCUGAGAGAAGAGCUGAAUGGGAAGGAGAUGCUCAUCGCUAAACUCACUCAGCAGAUGUCUGCCCCACUGGAGGUGCCGCAGUGCCACUGCCCGCAGGGGGAGCCGCUGAGCCGAAGGCAGCAGGACAAGGCCACUCAGACCCCGUGGAGGGUGCAGAAUCCUCAGAUAUUACAGCCUUCCCGACACUUGCCCAUCGGCCACCGCAAACUGGAAAGACCAUCAAGCCGAGUCCCCACAGGGGCCCCCAGUGACCAUGUGGACACCCAGUCUCGUGACUGUCCAGUGAAGGUCCAGUCCUGUGUUCGAGUCUCACCAGAUCCCACCACAAGUAAUGCCAUCCUUCCUUCUGCUGUGCCCACUACUGCACCUGCUGCUGCUACUGUUAGUGCUGCUGCUCCUUCCCCGUCUUGUGGCACUCUGCAGGACUGUGGUCCUGAUGAGCUCCACCAGCUCCUGAACACCCACCUCACAAUCAGUGAUCUGCAUGGCCCCGGAGGCCAUGCUAGCAACACCCAUCUUAGAAUCUGUGACUCUUACAGCCCUGGGGUCCAUGUUAGCAGCUGCGUUCAGCAGCAGGGGGGGAACCAUGGGCCUGGCAACCUUCACAGGCAGCAGCCGCUUAGCUGCAUUAGAAGAGCUGCUGUUCUAAUGAGAGGUUCCCAGAUUAGCCUCAGGAGAGGUGUAUUAGGCAGGGCUGGGUUCCGACCCGGUUCCGCCGGUACAUCCAGGACCAGGCAUAUGCCUCCGCCGUCCCGCGGCCUCCCCUGCAUCAGCUCAGCCUCACAAGUGGCUGUUCCUGCUCCCAUAAUGUCAGCACAUAAUGUCCGGGGCCUCAGAUCGAACCCAGCUGCCCAGGACGUGGACCACAGCUCAGCCCGAGCUCGAGAGCUCUCCCAGCCCUGCAACUCACGCCUCCCCAAGCCAAAGAGCCACUGACAUUUCCCUCCAGCGCUGGUUUGGAACGAUGCCAGCUAUGCCCUACCCCUCCCCUCUCCUGCUCUCGUUAGCCCUCGCUUCCCCUCCACAGCUCUGCUCAGGGCAUCCCACCAGGCUUCUUGCCUCCCCCCGGCAAGGUCGCUGCAUAAGCCCUGUAAGCUCCUGAAAGACUGCUCCGUUGAGGUCUUAUUUAUUUUGUUGAACAUUGUGGGGAGCAAUACUAUGUUUGAUCUGCCCGAGCUCUCCAAAUAAGACGCACACUCAAGGUUGCCCGUCAGGUUGCUUGUGUUAUCCAGCACAUCAGGAGUUCCUGAGACGUGGUUGAAAACUUCACUGCAAAUCCAAUCGCUGUGUGUAUUCCUCAGCUGUUCGAUUUUCCCGCUGUCUGUGGCAGAUGAAAGCUAAAUAUGUUUUCCAAAGCCUAUAAGAAAUAAAGCUAUUUAUAAAUGUAAUAUAUUUUCAGGCUAUUGACAAAGUUUCCUUUGUUGCCUUUAAACCUGACUUGGCAAAUAAAUUAAACUCCAAAGAACAGUUGGCCUAUGAAUUCUGUUCUGAUUGGUCUAGAAAGCCAGAAAUAUACAGAGUAAUAUACAAGAAAGGCAUAUAGAUCUUAAUAUUUCCUCUAUAUUCUAACAAAACAAACACACUUGAGUGUUGCCAGAAACUUGCUGAUGGAUUGAAAUGUAGGUAGACUUGACAGUCAGCUUGUAAUGUUUUCAACAUUAUAACAGACGAUACAAACUUUUUUGUUAGACUACUAGAUUUUCCUAAAACACACACAGAAUGCCUGAGCAAGUUAAGCCGAUUGAUUCUCCCUGUUGGUGACGUGCUGUGAGUGAAGGUCGGACGCUGUCUGUUAAACGCAUGACCCGUGUCCGUGUUUAUAAGCAGCCAGGGGAAGGGGGGGUCAAGUCCAUUCUGUUGGAGCUUUACAGAAAUUGAUCGUCCUCUGUUGCCCUUUAAAAGAACGAUGUAUGCUUUUGAUUGCAUCAGACGUUGUUCCUUUGUCAGGAGUAGCAGAGUGAGGAGUACGAUCAACUGCUGCAGACUGCCUGGGUGACUGAUGAAACACUACAGAAUGCUUUUCUUGCCCUCCCGCGUCACUGUGCAAAUCUUUCUUCCAUCCUCUUUCUCUUCUGCCUUUUGUCUGAGUUCUUUACAUCAGUUUUUUAGUGAGAGCAGUAUGUGUGUUUCCUUUAACGCUCCUCCUAGUCCUCAGUGUUGCCCACGAUCCAGAACUUUCUGAGGAACUAUCUUGUGCAAUCACUCGCCCCUAUCCUCCCCCUUCCAACUCCCUUUGCUCAGCUCUCUUCUAGCAGGGGAAGCUUGUGGCCUGCGGGCAGAACCCACCCACCCAGUGCGUUAAUGAGCAGGAGUGCUAGGAGCCUGGGCAAACCCAACAGCACAGAGUCUCCUCAGCCUUCAGCAGAAGCAGCUCAGAACAGAUGACAAAGAGGAAGAAAAAUGGAAGCACAGGAUAGGCACCCAUAGCGUGGAGAGUUCUGGCCAUGCUGUGAUAUGCUCAGGACUGGUUGGCAUGGUUAUUGAGAUGAGCUGUGCAGCAGUAGCAUGUCCAUUGGCUGUCCAUUGGCUGACUUUCUGUGGACCCGAGUAGCAUCUUGUCCCCUGUAAUUUUGAAAACAAAACGCGACAGAGCAGCAAAGUAAGUGCAAUUCAUGAUGGCAAGGUUGUAAAGCAGGAUGCCAUGCUGCGUUUUAUCUCAAAGCCAUAAUUAGAACCUCCCCUAGUUCGGUGAAAUAAGAGGGAGGUUCAUGUUUAUUGUAUAAUAUGCAGUGUACUUUUAAGAAGCUCAGAUGCGCUGUGAUACCCUGUGAUCAAAUGGAGAAAGUCAACGCCUGCACUUAACACAGUACUUCCAAGGAAACAAGAGUGAUGCUACCUGCCUCUAGCUUAGCUACUUUCUAUGCAAGAAAUGCCCUAGGCCCUAAGCAGAAGAUCAGACAUAGCUGUUCUAAAUUGGUCUCUUGAAGAAGACGGAAUCCAAAGCUGCUGGCUGUCUAGCCUUCAUGGGUGACGUAACCAUUUCGCGAAGGCCUUCCAGAUGUCACGAGUAUGUUAUGUAAAGCUGCCUGGUAAUCUUUCUUUUCUGUGGCCCAUAAUCUGGUCUUCUGUUAUGCUGUGUGUUUAGCCUGUAAGUAAGAGAGGCAAAGGAAGAGUGUGAAAGCUGUAUGGCGGGGAUACCCUCUUUCCUUUCCAAUAUCUGUUUGCAGACGCGCUCGUAAGUCCUUCUCUUCCAUUUGCUCGGCUGACUCAUCUGUCGCUCUCUUGUGUGACAGCCAUCUCCAAAGACUGCAGGACCCAAUUACAACAACCGUUGCUUUAUCUGUACUGAACCCCCAUUCCCUGUUCAUUCAUUUUGUUAUGUGAUCGUGACUGACACCUUAGGUCUCGUACCGCAAGUCAAAACUGUUUACCUGGACUCGGCAACCUGCCUCAUUCCGUUCCAGUUGUUUCCCACUCCUGAGCUUCCAUGUCAUGGAUGUCUCUCUGCAUAACACUUCACUGGUGACAUCCAGCUUGCAUCAGCCUUGAAGUGCUUUAGUCUGGAUCUUGCCGUUCAUCUGUAGGCAGCCUGAUUACUGAGGAUGGGAAAAGAGGACUCUAGGAUGUGUACUAGCGGCCAACAGAUUAAACAAUAUGCCCUCGCUGUAAUCCCCCAAAUCCCACUUUAAGUGCACUUGACUUCCCGAGCAGCGCUUCUACUAUCUCUACCCAUCCUAGACGUAACGGAUUCCUGCUUUGGAGAGAGCACACAUGUGAGCACACCCAGACGUGGCCUCUCUUUAAGACCUGAGUUGCUGGUGUAGUGGUAAAGUGGCCUGAAGAGUAUCCAUGUCUGUAGACAGUUCCUGAAGUGUGUAGAUAGUUCCUGUUGAUUGCGAUUGAAGAGAGCCGGGUAAUAGGAGUGCCACUCGGUUGUGGGUGAGGGCCCAGAGUAAAUACACAUGCGCACCUACAUACACUGUUUCUAUUUCCAUGGGGGGUGAAAACAAACACAGUGAAGAAUGCUUGAAGAUCUUGAGGAUGCAAUGUACCACCAAGAGGGACUGAAGCUUUUUGACUUUGAAUUGAGCGAGAGCAUGAAAGUUGAUCCUUUUGACAGAGUUGGCUCAGAAUUUUUUCUGUAAUGAAUGUUUUAUGAGUUUUACAGACAUUAUUUAUUAGAGUUCACUACUGUAGUGUCUUUAUCCUGGUUUACCAUUUGUUUGAAAAUAGUUUUGACUUUCCAUAGCGUACUGGAGGAUUUAAUUCUUUCGAUUUUGUUGAAGUCUAGCGGAAUGCUGUCCUGUAUCCUGCCCACAGCAUAAGUGCCUUGUAAUUGCUUUGGGUCUCACAUUUCGGAGCACUUGGCUUCAUUCCAGCAAACUCUCCUGCUUUGUUUUUUUGGCAGGAAAAGUUGUUUGUGUUUAAAGUUGCUGGAUGCGGUUCGCUCUCAGCUUUUGCCUCCACUUCAGAGCUGCAGGAGAGGCAGUGGAACGCUCGUGAGGAUGGGCCGUUCCUGUAACUGCGGGCAGCAUCUUGUCGCGCCGAAGCUGUGGGUGAGUGCAGCUCUGCUGCAGAUGUGGGCUGUGAGAACAAGAAACUCACACAGACACGCUCACAUAUUCACAAACCACAGGACCACAGGUGUAUUGCACUUCCUCUGAUUUCCUCCGGCCAUCUCUCAGUACCCAUGCAGACUUCGGCAUUGCAUAUCAACACUCUUUUAGGUACGAGUUUCCAACCUUAUGGUAUCCUAUACUCAAGUCUUAACGUGUCCGGCUUGAUGUUUAACACUAGAUAAAGCAGAUGUUUGUGUAAAUGUGCUUCAUGUCCAGCUCAUGCAAGUCUGUCCUGAAAGGUGUCUCCACUGAAUUUUCAAAAUUUCUGCAGGACUCAAUCAUCAAGAUAUAUAAUCAUUCAGAGUGUAUUGUAGAGAAACGUGCACACACAGUGGUGGUGAUAGAAAUCAGUGGUUGUGAGGUCUACAGCACAAAUAUAGCAUCCAAAAUAACCAAUGAAACCUGCUUGUGUCUUCUGAGGUUGUGGUAUAAUAGUGGUACAAUAGUGCUGAAUCUGAAGAACUAAGUUUUCUUUGGUAGUGUUCUAGGGUUAGGCGCCCCUGUACCUCUCCACCAUGAUUGGUUUUAGACCAAAACCUUUUCUCACAACUAUUAUAAAGCAAAGUUUGAGACAUCAAGCAGCACAUUCAUAACCAUUUUAUGUAAUAGCAUUCUGUGUGGGAGCUUCAAGAAGCAUUAAACUCGUUAGACCUCCGGUUGCCAUCACCACCAUUGUGAACAGUUCUGAUUUGGCAUUUCACAUCAGACCACUCACUUUGUUUACAUCUUAAACUUUUGAACAAUCAAUGGAUUUCUUUAAGUACCGUAACUGUCUCGCACUGGACUUCCUGAUAAAACUUCACAUUACUGCUCCCCGAUAGAUGCCGGUAGGGGUGUUGCCAUCAGGUGCCAGUGCCGGAGCCCACCCUGCAUGACAUAUCACUCACGAUGGAAGGAGAUCUGUCAUUGUUACCAGAAUUAGCGUAUUAUCCGAUGUCUAACAGCCAAUAACGGCAUCAUCAUUCUUCUUUCUGAGCCGGCAGGAUAGUCCCGCUGUCCAUGGAGAGAUGGCGUGGUUGUGGGACUUCUUGUGCAGGAGCAUCAUGGUGUUUCGAUCAUCUUCACUGAAUACAAUGCCAGCUUAAGAGAAUCUUAGCACUAUGAUACUUCAGGGAAAGAAGCCCCGGGCUGCUGCAUGCUCCAUUUAUACAGAUCUCUUUCAAAACCUGCUGUGCACCGACUGCAAUACCUUCACUACUGUCUGUACCGCCAUUGUCAGUGGUUGUCACAGAGUUAUCUAAAACGCUCAGCAGUCAGCGUUACAUCACCGCUUCUCCUUAGCAAUGCAGUUUAUUGAUUUUUUUUUUUUCUUUUCAUUGUGACUUGACAGCUGUGUUUCCUUGUUCUGUUUACAUCCUGUGUUCUUAAUUUGUGCAAUAAGAGUACAGAUAAGAGCUAAAAAUGAAUAUGCACUGUUGUACAAUGUGUAAUUCUGAUUAAUUUAUUUGAAAAUUAAUUACAGUAAGUGUUCUUGUCACCAAAUACCGAGUCUGAAAAAAAAAAGAACAUCUUCAAUCAGACACACACUAAGACAGAAAAAAAGCAAAGCAAAGUGAUGUUUUUGUCUCUGUGAUUCCUUCUCUUUGAGGUGGAGUGUCUGAGAGCUUGAAAUAAAGACAGCACCAAAACCUACUAAAA